UGUAAUCCAAUUUGUAAUCAUGUUGUCAGAUCUCGAAAGUUGUCCUCUUCUAACCAGCAACAGAAAUGAUAAUUUUGAAAAUGCAGGUGAAAUUUCUCUACAAUCACUGAAUACAGAAUCACAAGAACAGCAAACCGAAAGGGAAGGAUUUCAAAGGUUUAUCGAGACAGAAACAGAAACUCUGGAAAAGGAACUUUUCCAGCAAUUAAGCAAUACUCCAGGCCCAUCACCAGAAGACAAGGAAGUACCACACAUACCCCUGCCACCCGGGAAGAAACAUCAUUUGUUUGUGUCUUACUCUGUAGAGGAUCAUAAUGAAGCAACGAAUAUUUGCGAAGAGUUGAAGAGAAGAUUUAACCUUAAAUGCAUGAACUGGUAUCACGAUUUUCACCAAGCUAAAACUAUAGAGGAAAAUAUCCGUCAUGAAAUGCAGCAAAGUGUUAAAUUCCUCUUAUUGAUGAGUACGUCUUACUUUGAGAGUUUCUGGUGUGUAAAUGAAGCACGCGAAGCGUGUCAACAAACUUUUACAGAAAAAUCAAAUGUUAUUCCGGUAUUAUUGAAUCCUCUGAACACCGAAUUGCCCAUUUAUCUGAGUUCAUGUGUGUAUAUAGACAAAGGUAAGGAAGAGGAUGUUGCAGCCAAAAUUUAUGAGGUUUUUAAUCGUCCAGAAACCUUGGACCAAUUACAGCUGGGCAGGCCAGCUGCCACAACUGCCACACAUAACGGUGCUUUGAUAUGCCAAAAAGUUGCAGAAAAAGCAAAAUUUGCUAUCCAUGGACUUGCUUUCAGAUUUGCACCUUUAGAGAAAUAUGAGCUCGGGAAAGCUACUCAAUUUGACAUAAGUCAGAAACAGUUUGAGAACCAUUACAUCACUCUCACAACGACAUUAAAUAAUAAAUUUUUGUUCAGAAAUUAUCAAGUACUAACAACAGUGGAGUGGCGAUGCAUGGCUUUGCUAUUCCUAUUUCUAGUAGCUGUAGCCAUUGAGGGAUCUUUAGUAGUCUUAAGUAAAACCAAUAUUUACGAAACCGAGAAAUAUAAAACGUUUAACCUGAUAACGCUGACAGUUGGAUCAGCAAUGACGAUUUCAAUAGUUCCGAUUGGAUUUUGUAUUAUACAUAUAUGCAGAAGAGUUCUUUGUAAAGAUGUCCACUUGAUUGUGCUUAAAUACAACCUGAUGUUUUACAAGGAGAGUAAAUGUCUUGUGUACUUUGACAACUCGUGCCUUUCCAAACCUACAAUAUCCUUAAAAAUUCGUUCAAGACAAUGCAAAUUACAAAACAAAUAUUAUUUUUCAUCCUUUUAAGUAA
Saccostrea echinata is the source of this 1310-nucleotide messenger RNA. RefSeq lists its product as uncharacterized. The record is from RefSeq and is a predicted model, not a curated record. Bases 20 to 1306 code for a protein of 428 amino acids. Lineage: Eukaryota; Metazoa; Mollusca; Bivalvia; Ostreida; Ostreidae. Gene Ontology annotation, biological process: signal transduction. The transcript has 5 exons.